Messenger RNA from Rangifer tarandus platyrhynchus (Svalbard reindeer), 903 nucleotides. The record is from the annotation of a GenBank genome assembly. NCBI's taxonomy places the organism in Eukaryota, Metazoa, Chordata, Mammalia, Artiodactyla, Cervidae.
AUGGGGGCGACGAUCGCCACCCUGGCUUAUGUUCUCCGGCUCACAGGGCCACUUAAUCUCACAAACACACACCUGGUCCUCACAGGCAGGGGCAGCUGCGGGGGCUUCACCGAGGGCCCCACCCCAGGCCCAGGCACAGACCGCUGCCCUGACCCCCAGGAGCAGGAACCGGGCGGAGAGCUCACCAGCUUAGUCUCCCACUGCUUCACAAAUCACACACACCGGUUCAGGGAGGAGAAGGCAACUUGGCUCAAUGAGAGUCAGAAAUUGCGGCUCUGGUGUCAACCUGGGUUUCCAGGCCUCAAGAUGUCACAGCACUGGAACAGUCUUUCCCCCAGCUCCCAGGGUGACACCACGAUCCCCCGUCAAGGGGGACGUGCAGUCACAGGAGGGAUGGACAGACAGACCGGACAAACCAGCCGCACGGCCACCGUGUCAGCAAGCCAGGGCCACGCCCGAAGGACCUCAGGAGGGACGGGCCGAGUGCAGGGCAGCCAGCCCUUCAGUGACGCCGAUGCUCCCUGGACUCUGAGAACAGCUGGCCUGGAGGCCUGCUCCUUGGGGCCACUGCCCAGCCUGUCGCCUGUGUGGACCACAUGGCUUCUAGCAGAUGCUGGGGACGCCUGUGAGACGCCAGGCCCAGCCGGACGAGCAGAGCGGAGGAUGGUUCACUGGGCCGGUGAACUCCAGCUCACCCGGGACACGAGGCCCGGGAUCUUGCCCUGGUGGACGUCACCCGGGAGGUCUCGCAGGGACUGGACAGCCCACGGCGCUGUCGUCUAUGAGAGCCCGAGAGAGCGCACAGAAGGGGCGCUUGUGCGGGUCAGCGAUGUUCCAGCCCUGCCCACCUUGGGUCCUUCCUGGGCCCUGGGACUCGGGCGGCACUGGGUGAAGAAGGACUGA